UCAGAGCAGUUCUCUAUUUGAAAAUCAGCAGUAGGCUCAAAAUGCCUGAAAAUAUUUACAUAAAUACUUUUCAAAAUCACAAUUCAAGAUCAGCUGAGAAAGAUCAACAGAAGGAGUGUGUCAACGAUAAGAGAGAUGGGGUCUGUGUGGUAGUUCUUCUCUCUGUUCUCCUCUUCCUGUCUCUGCUGGCAAAUGCAGCUUUGGCUUACCUGUAUUACACCAAUGACACAAAUCAGUUAAUGGGAUGUGAGCCAGUGACAAACAACUCAAACCUAGAAGUUAACAAGCCAUCACUCCCUUGUACUUAUAAAGGUUUGCCAGAGAAGUGGGUCCAGGACAAGGGCAGAUUCUAUGUUUUCUCCAAUGAUACCAUGGACUGGGACAGCAGCAGAGAACGCUGUCAGGAUCUGGGUGGAGACCUGGUCAUCAUCAACAGCAGUGAGGAGCAGGAAUUUCUUGCUCAGCAAACAGUCAGUUCUAAUGCAUUGGUGCUCCACUGGAUUGGUCUGACUGACCGCCAUACUGAGGGGACGUGGCUAUGGGUGGACAACACCCCCUUAAACAGCAACCUCUCAUGGUGGAUCUUCCCUCCUGACGAUCACGAUACACAUGAUCCCUUGGGUGAAGACUGUGCUGUAUUAAAUGGAUAUUUAAGAGGAGAAAAAUGGGGAGAUAUUUCUUGCUUGAAAAAGGAAAGAAGCAUUUGUGAGAUUCCAUGUUCUUGAUCAAUGCUAAAGCGUCUUUCAUGACUUUUUAAUAUCACUGUUCAUGUAUAUUUUAUAGCCUAUGGAUUACACUGUAGAAUCUGUGUAGCUCUUUAUAAAUAAUACAUUUGCGUUCUUUUUGUUGUUAUUGUUAUAUGCACUGGCCAAUUGCACAUAAUGUCAUUGUCUUUAAAAUAUUAUGCACUUUCUUUACAGCAUGAAUUAAUAAAUGAAUGAAUGUAAAGACAUGA
This is a messenger RNA of Rhinichthys klamathensis goyatoka, 955 nucleotides long. Its product is annotated as C-type lectin domain family 17, member A-like. The record is from RefSeq and is a predicted model, not a curated record. The transcript has 7 exons. Lineage: Eukaryota; Metazoa; Chordata; Actinopteri; Cypriniformes; Leuciscidae. The coding region runs from base 42 to 725 and encodes 227 amino acids.